UGGCCAAGCUUGUUCAAUACUUCAGUUUCAGAUACUAUAAAAUGCAAAAGAGGAGGCUUCUCUCAUACCUAAUUGCUCACUACUACAUACACAACCCCGCUCUCAGUGACUCACCGUCUGUUAGUGAACCAUGCCGACACUCACUAACGUCGAUUGGCUGGUCCUAUGUCUUGUUGGGGUUGGAGUGUAUCUAGUAAAGCAAGUGUUCAGCAAGAAGAACCCUGCACCAUAUCCACCCGGUCCCCCAGGAUGGCCUCUCGUUGGCAACAUCACUGACGUGCCUAAUAUCAAGCCAUGGCUCACCUUCGCCAAGUGGGGCAAAAAGUAUGGUGACAUAUCGCAUGUCGAGGUAUUUGGUCAGCACGUGGUAGUGCUCAACUCCGUCGAUAUUGCAGCAGAAAUGCUAGAAAGAAAGAGUUCCGUGUACUCUGACCGUCCUGUAUUUCAUAUGGGUGGUGAACUCGUUGGCUGGAAGCACUCCUUGCCUCUUCUCCCAUACGGUAACCGUUUUCUCUGGUACCGAAAGACUUUCCACCACUCCAUUGGCGAUCGCGUCACCUUGGACAAAUACCACCCGAUCAUACAGAUGGAGACCCACAGAUUUCUGAGACAGGUACUUGCAAAACCAGACGAACUGGAGGCUCAUGUUCGACACACUGCUGGCGCGAUCAUUCUGCGCAUCUCUCAUGGAUAUGAAGUGAAAGAUAAUGAUUCCUUUGUUGACCUUGCAGACCGCGCUCUGAGCCAAUUCUCGCGGUCCAUGAGUCCUAAUGCCUUUAUGGUUGACAUCAUGCCAUUUUUGGCCAAGGUCCCCGAGUGGUUCCCUGGUGCUGGCUUCAAGCGCCUGGCCCGUGAAUGGCACGAGACUGCCGAAGAGAUGGUUGAUGCCCCUCACAAGUUCGUCAAGGAUCAGAUGGCUGCUGGUAUUGCGCCGAAGUCUUUCACCUCAUCUCUAUUGGAAGGCCGUACUUUGUCUGCGGAAGAGGAUCACAUGGUGAAAUGGUCUGCUGCAUCUCUAUACGGCGGUGGUUCCAACACGACUGUUUCGGCAAUAUACUCGCUAUUCUUGGCGAUGAUACUUUUUCCUGAUGUGCAGAAGAAGGUUCAGACUGAAAUUGAUGCUGUGAUUGGUCCCGAUCGUCUUCCCUCAUUUACUGACCGCCAUUCCCUCCCUUAUACUGAGGCGCUUACGAAGGAUGUCCUACGCUGGAAUGUUGUCACCCCUGUCGGUAUCCCCCACUGCGUGACUGAGGAUGAUAUCCAUAAUGGGUACUACGUUCCAAAAGGUUCGUCGAUAAUUUCUAACAUCUGGUUUAUGCUCAAUGACCCGCGGACAUAUGAUAACCCCUCACAAUUCACGCCUGAACGCUUUUUGGCCAAGGAUGGAAAGAGUCCCGAGAGAGACCCUCGUACAAUCUGUUUCGGCUUUGGUAGACGUAUCUGCCCAGGUCGUCACCUUGCUAAUCUCACUGUUUGGCUAUCCGUUGUGAUGUCGCUUGCAGUAUUUGAUAUUUCCAAGGUUGUCGAGAACGGUGUUGAAAUCACCCCGGAGCUUGACCCCUCAACAGGUACAAUCAGCCACCCCAAGUCCUUCAGGUGCUCUAUCAGGCAUCGCUCUGCAAAAGCCUUUGAGCUCAUUCAGCAGGAUAUUUGAAAUUUUGAACACAAUUUGAAAUUAUCAUCACACGAAGUUCAUUAACGUCUACUAGUACCAUUCAUGCGCUAGCUGUUGUCAUGGUCGGCCACAGAUUACAACGGAUGUACUAUCUCAAGCUCGCGUGUCACGGACAUUUUGUUGCGUACUCUUGUUGCUGAGUCUGACGACAAACAUGCAUUAUAUUAUAUCUACGUGCGGCGGCUGGAUUUGGCACAGUACUAUGCAUGCCGUCGAGACGAUGUCGAUUAGGUACGGUGAUAGAGAUGACAGGGUCAAUUAAAAUUGUUUAUAGACAACAACUCCAUGUACUGAUAAUUAGCGUGUCGAAGUUGCGC
Messenger RNA from Suillus subalutaceus, 1992 nucleotides. Its product is annotated as cytochrome P450. Lineage: Eukaryota; Fungi; Basidiomycota; Agaricomycetes; Boletales; Suillaceae. The transcript has 11 exons. Gene Ontology annotation, molecular function: iron ion binding; heme binding; monooxygenase activity. The record is from RefSeq and is a predicted model, not a curated record. The coding region runs from base 131 to 1654 and encodes 507 amino acids.